UUCAAACGUCAGAAGCGGAUACCCCCUUGACUGGAGACACGAUGUCCCUCACCGUGAAAAACAUUUCUGUCAUUUACAAUCCUAUCAAUCAGAACAAUACCUUCACCAGCGGGGAUUUUAUAUCGGGACAAGUCAUUCUAGAUGUAGCGAAGGACACGAAAAUGCAGUCGCUGAGUGUGAAAAUUAAAGGGAAAGCAGAGGUUUGCUGGACCGAGCGUCACGGUAAAACCACUGUUGUUUACUCGGAUAAGGAGAAGUAUUAUUCAGUGGAGAAGUUUUUCGUUCGGGAGGAAAAAACGCAUGGUAAUCACCACGAGACGCUGAAAGAUCCAUCAGGACAGCCGUAUCCUUCGGUUGUGGUACCUGGACGUCAUGUUUAUCCAUUCACCUUUCAGUUGCCUCUACAGCACUUCCCACCAACCUUUAAAGCUUCAGUUGGAAAAAUCGUCUACACUUUGGAGACAAAACUAUCCCGAUCAAUGCGUAUUUCUAGCAAAGCCAAAGCAGAGUUUCACUAUGUCCCCAGUCCUGUUGUGUCCAAUCCUGAACUAAUGGCACCUCAGUAUGGAACCAAAGAUAAACAAAUGAAACUCUUCACCUCUGGGAGUGUCUCCAUGAACAUAAACACUGAGAAAAUGGGAUACUACCUCGGAGAGGGCUUGAAAAUUUUGGCUGAAGUUCAGAACAAUACAUCCCGUACAAUCAAGCCAAAAUACUGCCUGUAUGAAAAACACAGUUUUUUCGCAAGAGGAAAGAGAAAACUUCACACACAGGACCUUUUUAAAGAGGAAGGGGAUCCUAUUGAGCCGAACUCAAGAAAAACCGUCACCAAAGUGCUGCCCAUUCCUCCCAGCCUUACCGUCUCUAUCCUAAACUGUAGGGUACUCAAGGUUGAGUACAGACUCAGGGUCUACCUGGAUGUGCCGUAUGCCUCAGACCCGGAGAUCAAAUUCCCAAUAGUGAUUCUUCCUCUUCAGUCUUUAUCAGCUGCAAGUAGUGCUACAAACAGUGACUUUCAAGUCUGGAAUGCGUACCGCAACCCGCCUCAAUCUGCCCCACCACUUAAUGUUUUUGGACAACCUGGUCAGUUUGCGGCCCCUGGCCACUACAGACCUCCUCUCAGUCAGUUUCCUGCUCCUGGUUACCCUGGACCUCCUCUCAGUCAGUCUCCUGCUCCUGGUUACCCUGGACCUCCUCUCAGUCAGUCUCCUGCUCCUGGUUACCCUGGACCUCCGGGUCAGUUUGCCCCCUCUAGUUACGCUGGACUUCCUGGUCAAUUUGGUCCUACAGUUUCACAUCAGUCUGACUCAUCAGCUCCACCUCCAUAUCUGGAUUAUCAACUAUAUCCACAGUUGCCAGACCACCCUGAAAAAUCUUAGAAUCCCCUUCUAGGUUUCUUUUAUUAAUAUUGUUUUAUCUAAAUUGCUAGAAUGAUUCAUAUUAAUUAAGGCUGUCAAAAUUAA
Molecule: messenger RNA, 1463 nt
Organism: Rhinichthys klamathensis goyatoka
Lineage: Eukaryota; Metazoa; Chordata; Actinopteri; Cypriniformes; Leuciscidae
Product: arrestin domain-containing protein 3-like
Exons: 7
Coding region: 42-1379 (445 amino acids)
Biological process (GO): protein transport
Cellular component (GO): cytoplasm; plasma membrane
Source: RefSeq, a predicted model, not a curated record